UCCUAAAUCUAAUCCUAACCUAACUUAGCGUGACCUAACCUAAUUAUUUAAUAACGAAUUGCUGCGUUAAAACAGCAAGUAUCUUAGGAAAGUAACAUUAAUAUUCCGAUCGUGAUGGCAAACGAUCGGGAAAUGCUCCGGGAAAUCUGGGAUGGUAAAAUUCCAGUUUGUUUUACUCUGGAUUCGGAGGAAACGUGUGAGUUGCAAGGGCCGGAUCCGUUUUAUCUAAUGGUACCUAGGUUAAGUUAUUUCCCAUUGUGUACAGAGAAGGUAAAAAAACACUUCAUACGGCACAUACAAAGUGACAGUAAACAAGAACACGAGAUGUGGCUGGAAUUUAACGGAAUUCCAUUAAAAUGGCAUUAUCCAAUCGGCGUUUUAUUAGACAUUUAUUUCAAUGACAUUCAGUUGCCUUGGAACAUUGUUGUCCACUUUGAUAAAUUUCCGGAAAAUGUUCUAAUGCACUGCCAAAACAAGGAAGUUGUGGAAGCUCACUUCCUCUCUUGUAUAAAAGAAGCGGAUGUUUUAAAGCACAGAGGACAAAUUGUAUCUAGUAUGCAGAAAAAAGACCACACGCAGUUGUGGAAUGGAAUUAUGAACGAUAAAUUCGACCAGUUCUGGUCUGUGAAUGGUAGGCUCAUGGAAGCCAUCACUGAAGAGGGAUUUAAAUACAUACCCUUUCGAUGCUACACCAGUGAGGAUAAGUAUAUACAGAAACUAGUGAGGCCGAUAAACGAAGAAGGCCAAAGGAAAACGUUGAAGCAUUUAUUAAGCGAAGUAUUCCCGGAUCAAGAAAGUGUUACAGUACGUACUCACGGUAUCAUACCACCGUUAGAAACGCCGCUUCAAUGGAUGGCGGAGCAUUUGAGUUACCCGGACAAUUUUUUGCAUCUAAUUGUCGUCACAUCGUAACGUCCAAUGAAUAAAACCGGAUAAUUUCGUCA
Harpegnathos saltator (Jerdon's jumping ant) is the source of this 944-nucleotide messenger RNA. RefSeq names its product autophagy protein 5 (gene Atg5). Bases 115 to 912 code for a protein of 265 amino acids. Gene Ontology annotation, molecular function: Atg8-family ligase activity. Gene Ontology annotation, biological process: protein lipidation involved in autophagosome assembly; piecemeal microautophagy of the nucleus; cellular response to nitrogen starvation. The record is from RefSeq and is a predicted model, not a curated record. Lineage: Eukaryota; Metazoa; Arthropoda; Insecta; Hymenoptera; Formicidae. The transcript is spliced from 4 exons. Gene Ontology annotation, cellular component: mitochondria-associated endoplasmic reticulum membrane contact site; autophagosome; Atg12-Atg5-Atg16 complex.